Messenger RNA from Osmerus eperlanus (European smelt), 3742 nucleotides. RefSeq lists its product as uncharacterized. Gene Ontology annotation, cellular component: plasma membrane. The record is from RefSeq and is a predicted model, not a curated record. Gene Ontology annotation, biological process: neuron projection development. The transcript is spliced from 3 exons. The coding region runs from base 765 to 2321 and encodes 518 amino acids. Lineage: Eukaryota; Metazoa; Chordata; Actinopteri; Osmeriformes; Osmeridae.
GAGACACCUGCAAAGAGUAGUGGACUUUGGAACUGGGCCGUGACUUUCUGUGCGGACCCGACAUUCACAGAAGCAGGCGUGAACACCGUUGUAAGGAAGAACAUCUCUUCGGUCGUUUAAGGUGGGCCCAGACAUAUACACGAGCAAACACUUCUGAAGACCUGGAAACAAAGAAAAACAAAGACUAAAGGCCUACUACUACCUACUUGCUGUAAAGGUGGAUGGAGUGACAAUGACGCCGGUUGCCUGACUAUAUCUCCUCAUUAUCAUUCCCCUCCCCCUCCAUCCCUCCAAUCCCCUCCUCCCAUCUACCCCCCACCACCACCGCCAUACACAGCCAAACAGCCACCUCCAUCUAGCUCUGCCUCCUAUCGACACUCGGUCUCCACGAGAGGGAAAUUGAAGAUUUGCAAGUGCAGCCUCACAUUUGUAAUCAGAUGAAAGAAGGGAUUAUCUAAAGGUUUCCUCCAUCUUGUUCACGGCUGGGGCCGAGAUAGAAAGAGGAGAGAGGGAGAGGGGAGGGGGGGGGAGGAGGAGGAGACUCGAAGAAAGAAAGAGGGAGGGAGGGUGUAGUAGGUAGUGCGUGGCUAGAGGGGGAGUCACCUGUGGAUGUGAGGGGGGGACCAGCUUCUCUUUUUCCUCUACGAGAUCCUGGAUUGACGUCGGUUCUUCAGAAAGCUGGGAAAACGAAUUGAAGCCUAGUAAAGGAGAAGAGGUGAAGAGAAAGACCUCAGGCACGAAGCUCAGAUUGAAAGGGUUUUCUCAUGGCAGAGGGCGGGCCACCCGCUUCUGAGUUGUUCCCAACGGGGGGUGCCACAGUGCCACUUGAUGGGGCCCUCUCCGCUGACCCCCUACUGCCCCUCUCCAAGAGCUCUGUUGACGUGCUGACUGCCCCACGGCACCAAGAGGAACCAAAGACAUCCAGCGACCGUCAAACUUCAUUUCUUCAGAGAGACAAUGCUGGUAGAAGUCAGGUGGACAGUCAAAAGUCACCUGCGGACCCCCGGUGUACUACCCAACACCCGGCGGAUCCAGUGCCACCCAGGACUUCAGCCCGCCCCCACAGCAUAGCUGAGGCAAACACAUCACAGAGGCUAGGAGGCGUUGCAAAUCAUAGCCUCCAAGUCGACCGGGGCAUGAUGUUGUCUGUGUGUAGGGAAGGCCUUGCAGUCUCCUCCACCUCCCAGAGAGACCUGAGAUGGGACAGGCUGGGACCAGGACCGCUGCCUGUUCAGAGGAGUCAUUCCGACACCCUCCAUCUGGUCAGGGAGGCUGGAGGCCCGUCGCCCCCUGGUUACCCUGGGAGAGACACCCCUCAGGAGGCCCACCCCAUGUUAGCCUGCAAGCAGGCCAUGCAGCUGCAGCACUGCAACGCAGUCACCACCACCUGCCGCGGGGGAAACAGCGGAGGAGGUAGCCCCAAGCCGCAGCCUCCGGGCGGGUGUGUCAGGAUGUGCAGCUCUGGUCCUUCCAAUCCUACGUCGGAGGUCUGCGGAAAUGCUCACCACCACCACCCGCACUGUGAGGAGGGUAUGUGUCACGGCGCGUUUGUCCACCAUGGGACCCUGGAGGACACGUUCGCGGCCUACUGCCACCCCCAGCCCAUCCCAGCCCCCACCCAGCAGGCGCCACGCCUAGCCGGCGUGGACUCCGAUUAUCGUGACGCGAGAUUGAUGGCGGGUCACCCGGCAGCUAACCUCCUGGCCCUCCCUCGCCUCAUCUCCUCCGUCAGUGAGACGGGGCUGGACGCCAAGCGCAUGCUGCGCUGCUGCAAACUCAACUGCACCUGGGUGAGACCACUGCCCCCUGGUGGUGGAGGGCCGCCGCAGGGGGAGGAGUACGGCGGCUGUAGUACCCGAGCCGCCACAAGGGAGACAGGGACCAUGACAGCCUGCAAGGAGCUCAGGGACGUAGGGGUGCAGACAGUCCAUGCCCCUGAGCCUCCCCCACCCCACGUCUUCCCCCAGGUCUGCCUGGUCGAGGACUCCCCCAACCGGGCCGAGAACGCUAACGGCGUGGCGGAGGUGGCGAGCGGCGGCCAGAAGACCCCGGUGAAAGAGGUGAAGUGGGACGCGGAGGGAAUGACGUGGGAGGUGUACGGGGCGUCGGUGGACCCUGAAGAGUUGGGAUUGGCCAUUCAACGGCACCUGGAGCUGCAGAUCAAGGAGACGGCAGGCCGUGCCGCCAAGCUGUCUCGCCAGGACACCAUCACCUCGUGCAAAAGCAGCAAUGACACAGGGCGCAGGAGAAAGAGGGCCGGGGUGAUGGCCUCCAUCCGCAGUCCUGCCUGCUGCGCCCGCUCCAGCACCGCGGUAGACUGAUGGAGGACAGAAGAGGGAGUGAAACCCAAACACUGUGCUCCUUGGCCAAGAUGGCAGCUCAUACACUCGAUAUUGUGACCCAUAUAGCCUACUAAAGUAUGAUCUGUCUUACAGCAGGAGAAAUACAUGUUUCCAAGAACCCACAAAUAUAUAGAAAAACAUGGCAAAUGUAGGUACAAUGAAUGAAGGACAGAACAGAACUAAAUGUAUGAAAAGAAGGUUUCUUAUUGCUUUGUUAUAAGCUUAAACGUAUAUGUAUUAAGCCUGUUCUCCUUUAAUUUGCAAAACUUUUAUCACAUUUUGAGAAUGCCCCUUCGACAUUUUCCAGUUGGGUCAUUAGGCUACAUUGCAUAGCUAAAGCUAGCCUUAGUGUAUGGAUAGGAAUAGCUGCAAAAAAGCCCCAAAAGACAGAAAAAGGCUACUGUAUAAUAGCAAUCUUUGAUUGACUGUGCCUCAUCAUCCGAAGAAAACAAUAUCUUUGGUUGGUCUGCCGUAUGUGGUAGUUUACAGUGGUCAUUUGCAAAAAAAGUACCAUGAAAUCAAACUGUAUGUAAUCUGUUUUGUACCCUAUUUCAACGUUUCAUGUUUUCAUUAUCAAUGUAUUUUCGGCAAAUAGGAGAUUGUGCUUGUGUUAUUAUUGUGUGUUUUUUUCAGUCUAAAUCCACAGCCAAAAAGAGGCUUAACUGGGUUGAGGGUUCAGUGUGUGUUUUGCUGUGUGUGACUUGUUCAUUCAUCCAUAAUGGCAACAGAAAAGAUUUGAAGAUCUAUUGUGAAUCCAAAUAUUAUUAGAAUUAGAACAGUAUCUUCACAAUGUACUGUGCUAUAAUAACCCUUGGUAGCAGUGUGCAAUCCUGGUGUUGCACAAUGGUAAUUGGUCAGUUUGAUUGAUCUGUAACUAAGAAUGGUGUGUAAGUAAAAUGAUGUACUGAAUUAGGUUAAAGAGUGAAACGAUUUGUAUUAAUCAAGAGCAGACAAACAAAACAAUCUUAAAACCAGAUUAGAAUAUAUUUGUAUUAUAGGUUACUAUUGCUGCAAUGCUACAGUUCAGUUUGUUUUGGUAAAACUGCUUUAAGUACAUCGUCAACAUUUGAAUCUUGGAACUGGCCCUGUGUUGUACACUGACUUACUACAGUAAAUCAAUCAAGAAUCAAGUAAGGAAUUUGUUUAUGUUCCAUACGGAAUAAUUUGUAUUAAUUUGACUAGUAAUGACAAUAACAGAGAUGCCAACUGAAGCAACAUUGGUUAGUAUUGUUGAGUUGUGGUGGAGGAGGCCAUAUUUGACAGGAAUUUUGUAGAUUGUUGCUGCUUUCUAUAUACAGUCUGUAUACUGUAGUUAUGUCACCUGUCGGUUGAUUUCAUGAUGGAAAUGUCAUGUAUCUCAAAAUGUGUUCUUCUGACUCUUAAUGCCAGCAAUAAAGUAU